AUGGGUAACAAUGAUACAGAGGAGGCUAUUCAAUGUUGGGUCUGCAAGAAGUUUUUUGACUAUCCUUGCUCAGGAAUAACUGAAAUAGGCUACCGCAAGCUGGGUGAUCGACAAGCUACUUGGAAAUGUGCGACAUGCAAACAUGUUCAAGGCGCGAAAAAACAGCCGGGUUCGCCAGUUCCUUCCCCGACAUCUCUGUCAAUGGAUACUGUCAUGGCGGAGCUAACUAAGCUGUCACUCCAGUUGCAGCCCCUUCCAGAACUUUUCAAGGAUAUUCAUUGCAUUAAAUCGGAUAUGGCUGCACUUUCGACUUCCACUCAGGAAUUGAUCAGUAGAAUCGAUAGACUGGAAAAAAGGAUUGAUAAUAUUGAGUCUGUAAGUGACGCCAUGCCUGAGUUGAGGGUUGCCAUAACUCAACUUCAAGAGCAGAUAGAUGAGCAGGAUCAGUGGCUUCGAUAUAAUAAUAUUGAGAUAAAAGGUGUACCUGUAAAGCACAAUGAAAACCUUAAGGAGAAAAAUUACCGUUUUGUGUGGGUGAAGCACUCCAAACUAUUUUUGAGAAAAAACGAAACGUCCCCCGUCUUAAGUAUCAAAGCAGAGAAAGAUUUGACGAAAGUAAAAUAAAGUUAGUAACUAAAAUAACAUUUAUUAGAAGUAUAUACCUAGAAAUAAACUUUAAUCUUAACCUCAUACCUCUUCGUACCGCAAGGUUGGGAAGCACUGGCGUUCUUAUCUCGCUCCUUUGUUCGAUGGGCGCAAGCUAUUCAUUUGUAAUUCCGAGCGCCUCCGUAGUUUUUGCAAUGAAUAUUGCUAAGUUUGAACGGUGUUAUGAUAAUUUAUAUUAUUUCUACUUACGUUAUGUAAUUCAUUCGAAAAUAUUGUUUUUUCUUAACCGAGUAUUAUUUACUGUUUGCAUUGGUUACAUUUUAAUUUUAUACACUGUUUACCAUAUUCAGGGCAUUUGGAAACUAGUUGCGUAUAUUAUUGCUAUUAGAAGACGUCGAUUUCUAUUACACUAUUUUAUAGUUGUUAAUGGAUUACUAUUAAGGUACACUGCAGAAUUAAGAAGUGCACUUAAGUAUGAUAAUACAAACAGUAGUUGGUGUAAGUUUCUCCAUUGUUUAUGUUUAAAUACAACGUUUUUUACAAGAAACGGACCUACUAUUUCUAUUAAUUUCAACAUAUUGUCAUUGAUAACCUAUGUUGGUGUUGCAACUAAGUCGUGUGUAUUUGGAAGGCUGCAGUAUUCUUAUUAUUGUGUAUUAAUUACUAUGGUCUAUAAGUGGAUUACUUUUAGGCUUAUUUGGUUUUUUUAUAGUUAUUGUGUGCAGUGUUCAC
Pararge aegeria (speckled wood butterfly) is the source of this 1338-nucleotide messenger RNA. RefSeq lists its product as uncharacterized. The coding region runs from base 1 to 624 and encodes 207 amino acids. NCBI's taxonomy places the organism in Eukaryota, Metazoa, Arthropoda, Insecta, Lepidoptera, Nymphalidae. The transcript is spliced from 2 exons. The record is from RefSeq and is a predicted model, not a curated record.